GUUGCCGUGUGGACCGCUAGGGGGCUACCACACCAAGCUCGGCACUACCACGCACGACGUGACCUUCUCAACCUUGCCUGGUAGUUGUUCGUGGCAUCUUCUCCCCAGUUUCUCUUGUUGUGUGGUGCAGAGAGGCAGGCUCUCCAAACCUACUCGCCGUGUGCGUGUACGGUGUUAGGCGCAGCACACGCGAUGACUCGACCUGCCACAACAUCAGCUGCUUCGAUAGCGGUUGUGGCCUUCACCUUGCUAGGCUCGCUCUUGCCUACGUCGAGCUUUGUGCCGCUAGCUUCGAGAGGCCAGGCUCCCCGCCAAUCGAGUAGACGACCACCACCAUCUUCUUCACGGUUCGCCGGGCCGCUUCAGAUGACAAUGCCGGCUCCCCGCCAAAGGCAACAACGGCGGCAGAUCUUCAUGCCGGCAGGUGCUUCUUCUACCCUAGCAGGCCAUCAACGGCGAAGAACACCAUCGGGGGGCAGGGAGGAGGUUUCGUUGCCGCGCCCUCGUCGGUGUCGCUCCCUGCAGCCGCUGGGCCUCGGCGGCAUGGAUGAGAUGGAUGAUAUAGACCCUCUUGAGGGCGGGCCCGACCCGGAUGAGAUACUGCUCCAGGGGGAGCCGGAGCUGCUGAGGCAGCAGCAGGAGGAGGAGGAAUACGAGGCGGAGCUAGCGGCAGCGGAAGCGGCCACGGUGGCGGCGGGGAAGGGGCCAACCAAGGCGGAGUUAGCGGAGGCGGCGGUCGCGGCGGCGAUGGCGUCCAAGACGGCGGGGGAGGGCGUGGGGGCAGACGAGGUGGCCAUGGCCGCGCUAGGCCCCAAGAGAAAGAAGAGAGCAGAGAAAGUGCGGGUCGACCCGCUCAUGCCCAGGGGGGGCGUCGCGCCGAACGAGUGGCUGGAUAUGGCGAACCUGGCGGAGGGGGUGCGGGGGAUCUUGGUGGUGUGCCACACGGGCUUGCCAAAAGACAAGAAAAGGGCCACUGAGGUCAUGAACGCCGUCAAGGAGCGCUAUGGUCACGUCAUUCACACGCACGAAUGGUGGGACGACGACGAGGAGCUGACGGAUGACGACCGUGAAGAUGCCGGCACCUUCGAGGUCUGGCUCGAGGGGCCCACCGUCGUCCACUACCACGAGAGGGCCGACGGCAAGCUGGACCUGGACGACGAGCAGCUAGACAAGAUCCUCGACGACCUCGAGGAACGGGUGAUGGACGAGGCCAUCCUCGGGCAGUACAUCAAUGAGGACUUCCAGUUCCGGCUGCCCGGGUUCACGGUCCCCGAGCAGCGGUUCAAGCAGUUCCCCNCGCCCCCCCCCCCCCCUUAUUUUUGUAGAGAUGCGAGGUCUAGCGACUACCGCUGAGCACACAAACACACACAGCCUGCGAUUCGGGAGGGGGGUAGAAGAGCACAUGCAUUGGCGGUGCGGUGUCUUUUUGUUUCGCCCCGGCUCUUGCUCGGAUGCGGGGGUCGAAAUACCCAAAUUGAGCUCCCGGCAUGGGUAUUGGGAGCAUCCCUAUCCGAAGGAGACUUAAGGCCGUCCGCCGCUCGGGUUUGUUGCCCCCGGGUACAGCGAAAUAUGGGGGAAAAGCAGUUCCCCGUCGUGUAGUGGAAAGAUGCCGUGAAUUGUGUGUUGGUCUGGGUAGAUGCCGAUGCGACGGGCCACUACUGCCGUUCUCCAUCCUGAAGUUGUCGAGAUGCUCUUGACCGAGUUACCUCGGUGUCGACAGCAGGAGAGGACGAGCGGCGAAACGGAAGAAGCAUCGGGCACCUUUACCUUUCUUUGUGGCAUUUGUGGGAGCACUACCUGUAAUUCUUGCCGAAAGUAUUGGUUGCCACCCCUCCCUCCGUUGUUGAGCCCAUCGAGUGAACAUCGACCCCGGGCGUGUGGUGUUAUCCGCGGUGUGCGGCAAAAAGCAGGAGAACAGCGAACGCACCAGAGCGAGCGAGGGAGAGAGCUUAUGGUAAAGCGUGUGAGGCUUGUGCGAUACCGCGCGACGUAACACCGUAGGGCCGGCGGCAAAAAUGUUUAUCAUCGGCGCGCCUUGCCGAAGUGACGCGAUAGCGGGAUGAUGUUACAACGGGGUGAACUGUUGCUGCUUGUAACGGCGACCGAUAUGUUGUCAAUGGAGGGAUUUUGGAGUCUUUGGUGGCUCUCGUUCGUGCUCAAUGUAAGUUGUUUCGGUU
Messenger RNA from Ectocarpus sp. CCAP 1310/34, 2177 nucleotides. NCBI's taxonomy places the organism in Eukaryota, Phaeophyceae, Ectocarpales, Ectocarpaceae. The record is from the annotation of a GenBank genome assembly.